Molecule: messenger RNA, 4065 nt
Organism: Rangifer tarandus platyrhynchus (Svalbard reindeer)
Lineage: Eukaryota; Metazoa; Chordata; Mammalia; Artiodactyla; Cervidae
Source: the annotation of a GenBank genome assembly
AUGUUUCUGAUGCCAGCUUCUUCAGAGUUAAACAGUGGGCAGAACUUCUUAACCCAGUGGAUGGCGAAUCCUUCUCGGGCUGGGGUCAUAUUAAAUCGUGGAUUUCCUAUUUUAGAAGCAGAGGAAGAGAAGCCAGCAAAUGUGAACUUUUCUACCAGCUUUCCUAUUAAAGCCACAAAAUUUUCAAAUAGUUUCAGCUUUAUAAGGGAAGAAGAUUCACUUCAUGAAGAAGAGAAAUUGGAGCCUAACAGCCCGUACAAGUUACAGUCAGAUAAAUCUGAACCACAGAGAGUCUUUCCUUUAACUAAAGAGGGGCUACAGAUAGUGGCACGUCAGGAUGCUCCUGGACAAUGGGAAGAUAGCAAAAAUGAGUUUAUUGCAGAUCUUUUAAGUGAAUUCAAAGAAGUGCCUUUUAAAGACCCACUUGUUAAAAAGCUUGAACAGCUGAAAGAAGAGCAACAGAAGAAGCAGGAGCAGCUGAAGAAGCGGCAGCUCGAGCAGCUGCAGAGGCUCAUGGGUGAGCAGGAGGAGCUACUCGCCUUGGUGUCUGGGCAGCAGACACUCCCAGGUUUAACUCCACUGCCUGAUGACCAGAGCCAGAAAAAGUACAAACUUCUGGGAAAUUUAACCACUGUAGAGAAAACUACGCCCUUCUUGCCAUCAUAUAUCUACCAGAAUCAAAGCCAAGAAAAAAAACACCCUUCUAACAUUUUAUCCAGUGAACAAAAUGACUUCUCUAGAACUGCUCAUCAGGAUUUUGUUUUAACUUCAAGAAGUGGUGCUUCUCCCAGUGUGUUUUAUGAGGCACAGUGUCAGGAAGCACUUGUGGAAAAAAAUGAUUUGAAGGAAGAAAAUGAUAACUCUUCGAAAGGAGAAGGUAUUUUACCAUGUUUGGAGAAAAUGACGGAACAGAUUCAGGAAGGGAACGAUACGAACUUAAAAAAAAUUGGUGAUUCCUCAGAAGUGGUUAAUAUUGAAGAAAGGCCUAUUAAAGCUGCUAUUAGAGAAAGAAAACAAACUUUUGAAGACUACUUAGAGGAACAGAUUCGGUUGGAAGAACUAGAACUGCAACAAAAACAGCUGAAGGAAGCAGAAGGAUCUUUGCUUAUCAAAGCAAAACCAAAACAACCAUUCUUAAAACGAGGAGAAGGUUUAGCCAGAUUUACUAAUGCUAAAUCUAAGUUUCGGAAGGGGAGAGAAAGUAACCUAGUCACCACUCAGAGCAUUUCAGAGGACCAGCCUGUGUUUAAAUCAGAUAAACAACAAUUCCAGCGGAAAACUGCUCUUAUAAAUAAAGAAAUCUGUACAGAGAACCUUCCUGUUAAAAAGAACAGUAAAGUCAGAACCAAGUGUGGUUCGCUCACACUCAGUCAGAAGCCAAAAGUGCUUAAGAGUAAUAGUAGGAAAAGUCUUUCUCCAUCAAGAUUGAAAAUGCCAGCCGGGAAGAAAUGUGAUGGGCAAUUCAGAGAGCAGAUCAGUUUAGGAAAAAAAGUGGAAUCUAAUAAUAAAGAAAAUGUACCUGAGUGUACAAAACCUUGCGAUGUUGGUUGCACAAUCUGGAAUAAGGCACGCAGUAAAGACAGACUUCCCAUUUCCACAGGACUCAUCAGCUGUAUGGCUUCUCAGAGCCCAGCAAGUGAAACUUUGAAAGGGUCAGAAUCUUCUCUUGAUGUUUCUCUUCGGAAAAAGUUAGAGAAUUGGGAACGAGAAAAGGAAAAGGAAAAUUUGGAAUUAGAUGAAUUUUUGUUUUUAGAACAAGCUGCUGAUGAAAUAUCAUUUUCUAGUAACUCCUCAUUUGUACUGAAGAUCUUAGAGAGGGACCGGCAGAACUGCAGAGGUCGCCGGCUGUCUUCUACCCCUGUCAAAGGUGUGCGGGAAGAGAAGACAGCAACACUGGGUUCUUUUAGUCAGCAUAACCAAAACGAGGAUCUGGACCAUGCCCAGUGUGGAAGCAAGGCUGAGUGCGAGGUUGCUCCCAGACAACUUGAUUCAGUGUUCUCACCGGGAGGAUUGUGGGUGCCGUCCUGUGAAGUCAGGAGGAGAGUGUUCCAAACGAACCCUCCUGAAAGGCAGACCAGGUGGAAUGCAGGCAAUGGUGAAGGUGUUACAGACAGUGAUCAUAGCACCGAUUUGGAGGAACAGCUUGACGUCACUAUAAAGCUGUCAUCUGAGGGUAAGGAAAGGAGUUCCAGCAGCGGAGAAGAUAGUCCACAAGUCUGUGAUGGUAAGGGACCUUUUCGGGACAUCACGACUCAAGAGCAAGAGAAAAGGAGAGAUGUUGAUUUAGAUUUGUCUGAUAAGGAUUAUAGCAGUGAUGAUUCUCUCAUAAUAGAAAGCUUGAAAAAUAAAGUUUCUGAUUCCUCCAGAAGACACUCAUCUAUAAGUGUGAAUAAAAUUGACUUUGAUGAUGAAAGAACUUGGACUGACCUUGAAGAUAAUUCAUUUAAACAUGAUGGUGUUCUUGGGAAUGAAGCCAUUUAUGGGACUCCCCAGACCACCUGCCCUAACAAGAGUGAAAUGUGUGUACUGGACAAAACGAUAAAAAGGAAGGUUGUGCCAGUCAAGAAGGGAGAAGACUUGGGCAAAUCCAGUAGGGACCCAAGCCCUCCUCCUACCUCAGAUCUGAUGAUAGAAUUCUUUCCUUCUCUGAAAUCGAAGUCAAAGUCACACUCACGCUCGAGAAAUGAUCCCAAGUUAAACACAAGUCAAGACCACCCACCUGGUGGCAAUGCUCGAUCUCAAAUUUUGAGAGAGAAAAUUACUGAAUUGGAAACAGAAAUAGAAAAAUUUAAAGCUGAGAACGCAUCUUUAGCUAAACUUCGCAUUGAACGAGAAAGUGCCUUGGAAAAACUCAGGAAAGAAACUGCUGACUUUGAACAACAGAAAGCCAAAGAAUUGGCUCGAAUAGAGGAGUUUAAAAAGGAAGAAAUGAGGAAGUUACAAAAGGAACGCAAAGUUUUUGAAAAGUAUUCUACAGUUGCAAGAACUUUUCCAGAUAAAAAGGAACGUGAAGAAAUACAAGCUUUGAAGCGGCAGGUGUCUGAUUUACAGGAAGAUCUGAAAAGAAAGGAAGCAAAGUGGUCCAGUACACAAGGCCGUCUUAGAAGCCAGAUAGAAAUGUUGGUCAGAGAGAACACAGACCUCCGGGAGGAAAUAAAAGUGAUGGAAAGGUUCCGACUGGAUGCCUGGAAGAAAGCAGAAGCCACAGAGAGCAGCACCAGGAUGGGUCAGUGUGUGACCGCCUCAAAGAAAGAUGGGUUCUUGAAUUCAUCAGUUCGAUUUCAAAAGAGUCAGAUUUCUUCAGGAACCCAGGUAGAAAAGUACAAAAAAAAUUAUUUGCCAACACAAGGCAGUGCAUCUCAAAGAUCCAAGUCUGAGCCUCGUGAUUUAGGCAGCUCAGAGAAGGGACAGACGGCCUCACCCAGGGAGCUGCCUGAACCAGUGAACUUUUCAGAUCCUGAUUAUAAAGAGGAGGAUGAAAAAGAGGAAAUUCAGGGAGAAAUCAGCCAUCCUAAUGGAAAGAUAGAGAAGGUUUAUAAGAAUGGGUGCCAUGUUGUAUUGUUUCCAAAUGGAACGCGAAAGGAAGUGAGUGCAGAUGGGGAGACCGUUACUGUCACUUUCUUCAACGGUGAUAUCAAGCAGAUCAUGCCAGACGGGAGAGUGAUCUACUACUAUGCAGCCACGCAGACUGCCCAUACCACGUUCCCAGAAGGGCUGGAAGUUCUACAUUUCUCUAAUGGCCAGAUAGAAAAACAUUUCCCAGAUGGAAGAAAAGAAAUCACAUUUCCUGACCAGACUAUCAAAAACUUGUUUGCUGAUGGACAAGAAGAGAGCGUUUUCCCAGAUGGUACAGUUGUCAGGGUACAACGAGAUGGCAACAAAAUCAUAGAGUUUAACAAUGGCCAAAGAGAACUGCAUACGGCCCAGUUCAAGAGACGGGAGUAUCCAGACGGCACUGUGAAAACUGUGUACGCAAAUGGGCAUCAAGAGACCAAGUACACAUCUGGUCGAGUAAGAAUGAAAGACAAGGACGGUAAUGUUCUCAUGGACACAAAACUGUCAUGA